AUGGCGGGCCAAUCCCACAGCCGAGACCGGUACGGCUCACGCGAGCGCGAGCGCUCCCGCCGCCCUCGAGACCGCGAGUACACGCGCGGCCAGUACGACGACGAGCCAUCGAGCCCCGGCACGCCGCGGGGCAAAUACCGGUUUCGGGAGGCGGGGUACGAGUCUUACGAACGGGACAGCGAUGCCGAGGAACGACGACGUGCGCGGCGAGAGCGUCGUCGGCAACGGGAAGAUGAGCGGGCAUAUGGGGAAUCCGGGGCUGAGCGGAGACGGGAGCGCUCUAAGGCGAAGGAGUCGCCGGCGACAUCACCGAAGAAGCGGGACCGUGAGCGAGACCGGGAGGGGGAGAGACGGUAUCGGGGGAGGGUGGAGGAUGGGGAGAGGGAGAGGGAGAGGGAGAGGUCUCACGAUGCAGAGGCUGAGAUACGGAGGUCGCGACGGAGGGAACGCGAGCGCGAAAAGGAGAGAGAAAGGGAGAGAGAACGAGAGGCAGCGGCUGUCGCGGCGGUUUCAGGGAAGAAGAAGAAGCAUCAAAGCUCGGAUUCGACGAACAGUGCGUCCCAUCUGCUCAGCGCGGAUGCACUGGCGCGAUUAGCAGUGGAAAACGAGCGACAGGAUCGAAGAGAGCGGUCAAGAGAGGAGGACGAAGCGCGGCGAGAGCGUCGACAGCGCAAGAAGAAAGCCGCGUUGGUUGGGGCCGGCGUUGGUGCUGGUGCUGCGCUGGGCGACGAGGUAGCUGAAGGCCGGUCACGACACAGGUCCGGGGCCCGCGUUGCGUCCGGGGCCUACUUGGAAGAAGGCCGCAGUCCCGAGAUGAAGGUGCGCCGCCGUGGAGGUGGUGGUCCGGCUAUGGAAGACGACUGGAAGGACGAGGAUAGCUGGGAUGCCAGUCACGAAGGCGGUGGACGUUCCUGGAAGUUCUGGGCUUCCUGGUCCAAAAAGCAGAAGAUCGUGGUGGGCGGCGUGGUAGUGGCUCUGGUGCUGCUGGCCGUUAUCAUCCCAGUGGCCGUGAUCGAAUCGAAGAAGAACAGCGGUGGUUCGGACGACUCCAGCAGCAGCAGCUCGGGUUCCAAUUCUCUCACGGGGAAUCUCGAUGGGAUUAGUCGAGAUAGUAUUCCGGAUUAUGCACAGGGCACAUACUUAGACCCGUUUACUUGGUAUGAAACAGAGGGCUUCAAUGUCACGUUCACGAACGAGACCGUCGGAGGCUUGUAUAUCAUGGGUCUUAAUUCCUCUUGGAGUGACACGGCCCGCGCAAAUGACAACGUGCCCCCAUUGAACGAGAAGUUCCCGUAUGGGUCGCAGCCCAUUCGCGGUGUAAACCUCGGAGGCUGGCUGUCAAUCGAGCCUUUCAUUGCCCCAUCGCUCUUUGAGGGCUACUCGUCCUCUGUCAUUGAUGAAUGGACCCUCACGGAGGCCCUCGGAUCCUCCGCAAACACGACCAUUGAGAAGCAUUACGCGACCUUUCUCUCAGAAUCGGACUUUGCGGAAAUCCAAGAAGCCGGACUGGACCAUGUCCGAAUCCAAUACUCGUACUGGGCAGUGACAACCUAUGAUGGGGAUCCCUACGUCCCAAAAAUCGCCUGGCGGUAUCUCCUUCGGGCAAUCGAGUACUGUCGGAAGUAUGGACUACGUGUCAAUCUGGAUCUCCACGGACUGCCAGGUAGUCAAAAUGGCUGGAACCACAGCGGACACCAGGGCAAGAUCGGCUGGCUUAAUGGGUCAAACGGAGAAUUAAAUCGUAAUCGGUCACUCGAGAUUCACAACCAGUUAUCCACGUUUUUCGCACAAGAUCGGUACAAGAAUAUCGUGACUAUCUAUGGACUAGUCAAUGAGCCCCUUAUGCUUACCCUGCCGACGGAGAAAGUCCUCAAUUGGACGCGAGAUGCAGCGGAACUCGUUCGGAGCAAUGGGGUCGAAGCGACUAUCGUCUUCCAUGACGGCUUCCUCAACCUCGACAAGUGGGACAAUAUGUUCAAGGACCACCCGGACAACAUGUACCUGGACACACAUCAGUACACCACUUUCAACACGGGCGAGAUUGUUCUGAAUCACACCGCCAAGGUGGAUAUUAUUUGCAACAGCUGGUACUCGAUGAUUGAGGCAAUCAACAGCACCAGUUCCGGAUGGGGCCCCACAAUCUGCGGUGAAUGGUCUCAAGCCGACACUGACUGCGCUGAAUACCUCAACAACGUCGGUCGUGGCACCCGCUGGGAGGGUACCUACGACACCAGUUCGUCAACAAUGUACUGUCCGACGGCGGACUCGGGAACCUGCAGCUGCACUAAUGCCAAUGCUGAUGUAUCCGAGUACUCAGAUGCGUACAAGAAGUGGCUGCAGACCUACGCCGAAGCCCAGAUGUCCGCCUUUGAGACCGCCCAGGGCUGGUUCUACUGGACCUGGCGCACUGAGUCCGCGGCACAGUGGAGCUACCGUACGGCAUGGAAGAACGGGUACAUGCCAAAGAAGGCAUACUCUCCUUCUUUCAAGUGCGGCGACACUGUCCCUGAUUUCUCUAGUUUGGGGCUGGCUGAGUACUAUUGA
Messenger RNA from Penicillium macrosclerotiorum, 2544 nucleotides. It is a transcript of the gene exg2, whose product is annotated as putative exo-beta-1,3-glucanase. Lineage: Eukaryota; Fungi; Ascomycota; Eurotiomycetes; Eurotiales; Aspergillaceae. The coding region runs from base 1 to 2544 and encodes 847 amino acids. The record is from RefSeq and is a predicted model, not a curated record. The transcript has 4 exons. Gene Ontology annotation, biological process: glucan catabolic process. Gene Ontology annotation, cellular component: extracellular region; cell surface. Gene Ontology annotation, molecular function: beta-glucosidase activity.